AUGGACUACGAGACGCUCAAGGAGCAAUGGAGCGACGUCGAGGAUCGUGAUGGCGUGCGCCUGAGCUGGAACGUGUUUCCAAGCUCUCGCAUGGAGGCAUCGCGACUCGUCGUCCCCAUCGGCGCCCUUUACACCCCGCUGAAGGAGAAGCCCGACACUCCUCUGCUCCAAUUCGAGCCUGUUACCUGCAAGCAGCCUUGCCGCUCGGUUCUCAACCCAUUUUGUCAAGUCGAUGUCCGCGCAAGAGUUUGGAUUUGCCCCUUCUGUUUGUCAAGGAACCAGCUUCCGCCACACUAUAAGGAUAUUACCGCAAAUGCUAUCCCGCCCGAAUUGCACCCCAGCAACACGACGAUCGAAUAUCGCCUAUCACGUCCGGCCCCUGCACCCCCCAUUUUCCUCUACGUUGUCGAUCUGUGCCAGGAGGAGGACAGCCUUUCUUCGCUCAAGGACUCCCUGGUCAUGAGCUUGAGCCUCCUCCCUGAGAAUGCGUUGGUGGGCUUGGUCACAUACGGCACAAUGGCCCACGUUCAUGAAAUUGGCUAUGAGGAGUGCGCCAAGUCUUAUGUUUUCCGCGGAAGCAAGGACUAUUCUGCAAAGCAGGUCCAAGAAAUGCUGGGACUCUCCUCUACAGGGCUUCGCCCGGGCAUGCAGCCACAGCCUGGCCGCCCCAUGCCUGUCGGACCUGCCUCGAGGUUCCUGCUGCCUGUACAACAGGCAGAGUUCCAACUCACAAAGGCGCUCGAGGCCCUGCAAAAGGACCCCUGGCCUGUCGCUAACGAUAGAAGAAGCCUGAGAUGUACCGGUGUGGCCCUCAGCGUUGCUGUCGGACUUCUCGAGUCAGCCUUCCAGAACGCCGGCGGGCGCAUCAUGCUCUUUGCUGGAGGACCAGCUACAGAGGGUCCAGGAAUGGUCGUUGGCCCAGAGCUGCGUGAGCCUAUCCGAUCUCACCACGACAUUGACCGUGACAAUGUCAAGUAUUUCAAGAAGGCAUUGAAGUUCUAUGAAAAUCUCGCCAAGCGAACAGCUCAUAAUGGCCAUAUCAUUGAUAUCUUUGCCGGUUGCCUGGAUCAAGUCGGCUUGCUCGAAAUGAAGGGUCUAUGUAAUUCAACCGGCGGCCAUAUGAUUCUGACCGAUAGUUUCACAUCCUCCAUGUUCAAGCAGUCGUUUGUUCGCAUCUUCGAGAAGGAUGGUGAUGAUAACCUACUCAUGGGCUUCAACGCUGUGCUGGAAGUCCUUACAACCAAAGAACUCAAAGUCACUGGUCUUAUUGGACACGCAGUGUCGCUGAACAAGAAGUCAGUUUCCGUUGGCGAGACCGAGUGCGGAAUUGGUAACACAUGUUCCUGGAAAAUGUGUGGCAUCGACCCUCAGGCCAGUUACGGCAUAUACUUCGAAAUUGCCAGCCAAGGCCCUCCUGCACAUCAGCAGCAAGCACCAGCAAAGGGCAUGAUGCAAUUUUUGACUUAUUAUCAACACUCCUCAGGCCAAUUCCACCUCCGAGUGACAACAAUCGCGCGCAAUUUGAGUGGGCCAGCUGGUGAUCCUGCCAUCGCGCAGUCGUUUGAUCAGGAGGCAGCAGCAGUCCUUAUGUCAAGAAUUGCGGUCUUCAAAGCCGAGGUUGAUGAUGGGCCUGACGUACUUCGAUGGGUCGAUCGUAUGCUGAUCCGGCUCUGCUCCCGGUUCGCUGAUUACCGAAAGGAUGAUCCAUCGUCCUUCCGGCUGGAGAAGAACUUCACCUUAUACCCGCAAUUCAUGUUCCACCUGCGGCGAAGCCAGUUCCUCCAGGUAUUCAACAACUCACCUGACGAGACCGCUUUUUACCGACAUGUUUUGAACCAUGAAGAUGCUAGCAACUCUCUUGUGAUGAUCCAGCCCACCCUGGAUUCAUAUACAUUUGAUCAAGAUGGAGGACAACCUGUGUUGUUGGAUUCAGCAUCUAUCCAGCCCACUCAUGUUCUUCUGCUAGAUACGUUCUUCCAUAUUCUCAUCUUCCACGGUGAGACGAUUGCGGAGUGGAGGAAGGCUGGUUACCAGGAACAAGAGGGCUACGAGAACUUCGCUUCCCUUCUUGAACAACCAAAGGAGGAUGCUCGCGACCUCAUCACCGACAGAUUCCCCCUGCCUCGUUUCAUCGUUUGCGACGCUGGCGGCUCGCAGGCUCGUUUCCUCUUGUCCAAGCUCAAUCCUUCGACAACCCACACAACAGGUGCUUAUGGCGGCGUCGGUGCUACUACAGCGCAGACUAUUUUCACCGACGAUGUUUCGUUGCAGACCUUUAUGGAUCACUUGAUGAAACUUGCUGUGAGCGGCACCACAUAA
This is a messenger RNA of Clonostachys byssicola, 2319 nucleotides long. Lineage: Eukaryota; Fungi; Ascomycota; Sordariomycetes; Hypocreales; Bionectriaceae. The record is from the annotation of a GenBank genome assembly.